Diospyros lotus (date-plum) is the source of this 1708-nucleotide messenger RNA. RefSeq lists its product as uncharacterized. Lineage: Eukaryota; Viridiplantae; Streptophyta; Magnoliopsida; Ericales; Ebenaceae. The record is from RefSeq and is a predicted model, not a curated record. The coding region runs from base 272 to 1513 and encodes 413 amino acids. The transcript is spliced from 11 exons.
UUAAGAAACACUGGAGAGACAGACAGCCCAGUACAUGCAGUCAUAGGGAUAGGGCUACGAUCCCCACCAUCGCCCUGCGCCUUUUGGAUUGAAAAGAGAAAAAAAAAAGGCAUCUUUCAGCUAUAUAUCUCAACACAUGCCAAUGCUAUUCAUUGAUUAUACAUGUACAUGCCGUCGAAGGAGCUAUAUAUAGGCUAUAGCUCUGUAUAGUGCUACUUGAGGCAUCGUUUGUUUGGCUAAUUUAUCUUUCACCAUCAUCCGAUCGAUCGCCAUGCUUCCUGCAAAGUUGUCGUCGUCUUCUUCUGUUUUGUGUGGUUUUGUGGUGCGAAUGUUGUUGGCGGUGGAUGCGUGGAGGUGGCUCUGCGCUGCAAAUGCGGCGGAUGCGACGGUGAAAGUGGGGAACAUAUCGAAGGUGGAAGACGCCGAUUACUUCCAUAUUUACUACGGCCAGACCUUCAAGGUCAUCAAGAAUGGCUUCGACGGCAAGAGCUAUCUCCUCAUCCAGAACAACUCAAGAAUGGCAUCGAGGACCAAAUACUGCACCACCAGAAUCAAAUCAUUUGUAAUCCCAUUGUCAAACUAUUCGGUGGAGACAGACUAUUUUCCAGUUUCCUUUUUCGAGCUUCUGGGAUUACUUGAAAACUUGAAGGGCAUAACAUCAGGCUUCGUGGCAUCUCAGUGUGUGCUUAAACUGUACAACGAGGGACAGAUUGAGUUUGUGAACAAGAGUGAGCAGCAGCAGCUUACCCAAUUUGAAACCCAUUUCAUUAGCAACACUGAUCAACCCCAAUCUUGCAAUUUUGCUACUUUUCUUCCUACUGGGGAGGAAACCCCUCUUCAGCGAGCGGAGUGGAUCAAGUACCUUGGAGCUUUUGCUAAUGCAGAAGUCAGAGCAAAUCAAAUUUAUGAUGCUGUUAAAGAGAACUAUAUGUGCUUGAUGAAAGCUGCUGCAAGCAAGAGAACAUCAUUCAAACCAAUAGUAGCUUGGAUGGAGUUCGAUAACAAUUUUGUGUGGUAUUUUACAAAGGAUGCAUACAAGUUAAAGUUGGUGGAAGAUGCAGGUGGAGAGAAUGUUGACAACUCUAUCAACAAAAUCUCCUACAACAUCUCCACGCCUGAUGACUUGGAAGCAUUCCAUGCCAUUCUAUGUACAGUGGAUGUAGUGAUUGAUGAAACCUUUACCUCUGAUCCAACAAACUACAACAUGUCCAACUUCCUCCAAAAUGUUAAUAUUGAUGAUCAAUCUUGCUUUGCUUUCCUUUCAAAUCAAAGUCUAUGGAGGUAUGAUAAGAGGAUUCAAAGCAAUGCCAGCCUCGACUGGUACGAUGGAGCAGUGUCCCAGCCUCAACUACUUCUAGCAGACCUAAUUGAAGCUUUCUUUCCAUCAGGGAACUACACCACCUCCUUUUUCAGAAAUCUUGCUAAGGGUGAAGGAGUUACAAAUAUCAGCCCAGAAAUGUGUGAUAGGGAUAGUUCCACUGCUCUGGAACCCACCAUCAUAGCUUGCAACUAAUUAUUUGUUUUUUUGUUUUUUGUUUUUUGUUUUUUGUUUUUGGCCUUCUUUUGCAGUAAUUUUUUAAAAUUAUUUCGUCUGAAAUUCCCAAAAAUUUGUUAUGCUGCACGCUGCUCUUUCUAGCUUGAUUCGUCGAUUCUGUAUAUCUUAGGGAAUAUUAAUAUCCGAGGCUUGUGAAAGCAGUUUCUAGAACAG